Doryrhamphus excisus (bluestripe pipefish) is the source of this 3398-nucleotide messenger RNA. It is a transcript of the gene tent5c, whose product is annotated as terminal nucleotidyltransferase 5C. Gene Ontology annotation, biological process: mRNA stabilization. Gene Ontology annotation, molecular function: poly(A) RNA polymerase activity; RNA binding. Lineage: Eukaryota; Metazoa; Chordata; Actinopteri; Syngnathiformes; Syngnathidae. The record is from RefSeq and is a predicted model, not a curated record.
GUAUAAGACCUGACACCGAGGCGUCGAAGAGGACGCAUUAAAGAGCGAGCUAACGGCGGUGGAGCACAGUGUCCGCGUCAGAGGCGACCCGUGCGGACUCAUGCUGGCUGGGGACACCGAGGACAUGUAACAUCCUCCGCCUGCCUGUCCGCCUCCAACCCCCCCGCAAACACUCUGACAGCCCACGGGGAGCUCUUUUGGAAAAGUGAAAUAAACGCAGCAAAAAGAUGGCCGCCAAGGAGACGACCAGCAGCGGCGUCAGCGUCCUGUCGUGGGAGCAAGUGAGUCGCCUGGACGAGGUCCUGAGCGAGGUGGUCCCCGUCCACGGCCGCGGCAACUUCCCCACGCUGGAGGUGCGCCUGAAGGACAUUGUGGCGCGGGUGCGCUCCAGCCUGGCGCUGAGCGGCGUGGGCGUGAAGGACGUGCGUCUGAACGGCUCCACGGCGAGCCACGUGCUGGUGCAGGACAUCGGCUGGAGCUACAAGGACCUGGACGUCAUCUUCAGGGUGGACCUGCCGCACGAGGCCGAGUUCCGCCUCAUCCGCGACGUGGUGCUGGCCACCCUGCUGGACUUCCUGCCCGAGGGCGUCAACAAGGAGAAGAUCACGCCCAUGACCUUGAAGGAGGCCUACGUGCAGAAACUGGUCAAGGUCAACACGGAGCAGGACCGCUGGAGCCUCAUCUCGCUCUCCAACAACGACGGUCGCAACGUGGAGCUCAAGUUUGUGGACUCCAUCCGCCGGCAGUUCGAGUUCAGCGUGGACUCCUUCCAGAUCGUCCUGGACUCCAUGCUGGCCUUCUACCGCGGCGAGGACGCCGCCGCCGCCAUGACGCCCGCGCUCCACCCGGCCGUCAGCGGCGAGAGCAUGUACGGCGACUUCCAGGCGGCGCUGGGCCACCUCCGCGACAAGCUCAUCGCCACCAAGCGGCCCGAGGAGAUCCGCGGCGGCGGCCUGCUCAAGUACUGCAACCUGCUGGUGCGGGACUUCCGGCCCGCCAGCGAGGACGAGCUGAAGGCGCUGGAGCGCUACAUGUGCUCGCGCUUCUUCAUCGACUUCCCCGACAUCGGCGAGCAGCAGCGCAAGGUGGAGGCGUACCUGCACAGCCAUUUUGUGGGCGAGGAGGCCAGCAAGUACGACUACCUCAUGAUCCUGCGCCGCGUGGUCAACGAGAGCACCGUGUGCCUCAUGGGCCACGAGCGCCGCCAGACGCUGCACCUCAUCUCCCUCAUGGCCUUCCGCGUGCUCGCCGAGCAGAACGCCAUCCCCGACGCCUCCUGCGUCACAUGCUACUACCAGCCGGCGCCGUACGUCCGCGACCACAACUUCAGCAACUACUACGUGGCCAACCAGAACAUUCCCACCUGGCUGCCCUGCAACUGACGCGCCCCGCCCCUCCCCGCCCAGCCCCGCCCCGCCCAUGCUGCUGCUGGAGGAACCGUACUGAACUUCCUCUUUGUCAUUCCCGCCCGGAAAAAUCAUUUUUACAUCUUUUUGUUCCGUCUUUGCCUUCAGCACGGCGUGAUGAUGAUGAUGGUGGUGGUGAUGAUGACGGUGAUGAUGAUGCCGCCUUCAAUGCAUGACAAAAAAGUAGAAAAAGUUUAAUGAAAGGCAAAGAAUCCCAAUUGCCAAGUUUGGGCCGGGGCGGGGGGGGGGGGGGUCUGCUUUUGGGCCAAAAGGAAAAUUGACUUUGGUUUCUUUUUUUUCUUUUCCAGCGUGAGCUGGAAGUCCACCAGAGUGGGCGCUCUGUCUUGUAUUCAACUAUCUCUGCAGGGGCCACGUGAUGAUGGCUUCUCAGAAGGAGCCACGCUGGGUGGGCCACGCAGGGUGGGCGCACCUGAAACUGGACCCCGCUGCCGCUAUAAUUAGACCCCCCCCCUCCAUGCUGCCUUCUAGAACCCAUGUGUGGUCAUGGGGCCAGGCGGCCGGUGCGCCACUUGGCUGCCAUGUUGGCCCUUUUGGCCUGACGCGUGGCUGCAAGCCCCGCCCCCUCAUGAUGACAUCACGCCAUUGUUAUUAUUAGCUCAUCAUUUUAGCCACGCUUGGCAGUGAUGGGCGGCAGUUGGGGCCAAGCCUGUCGGGAAAUAACUUUGUUACGCAAGGGUCACCAACCCCGUGUGCCGCCCCCGCCUGCCGCCCCCGCCUGAGCCCCUCGCAGUCCAUCCGUUUCUCGGAACGGUGUUUGCGGCAGAUAACCGGCAGCACCUCUUAUCUGGCGCUGAGAGGGUCGCCCCCCCCCACCCCCGCUCCGGACCAAAUAGUUGAAGUGGUUCAAAACCGCUGGAGAGUGAGAUCCUGUCCCCUUUUUGUUACGUGGGCGCAGCUUGUCGUGUCAUUUUGGAAUGAUGUGAUUGAAUUAUGAAUUAGAAAUGAUGAAUUAUGACGCCCGGCCCAGGAAGUCCUUUUUUGUUGCUUAGUUUGGACACUCUGACCUCCCCCCGUUUCAGUUCGCAUUUUUAUUUUCUUUUGGUUUUUUGGUUUGAAGUUUUUUUUUUUUUUUAGCGCCCCCCCCCCCCUGCUGCGCCCCCUGGUGGCGUUGGCCCCACCCUGAGAGGAAUGUAAAUAGCUCACUGCUCAGGGACGGAACCUGUUGUGUUUUUUUAGCGAGGCAUAAUCGUUGUAGAGCGCACCCUAGCGCACCCCUAGCGCUCGCUGUGGCUCGUCAAAGCUUCUUGGCUAGCUUGGCGCGACAUUGGCGUGCGUCCUGUCGGGUACGCAGAUUAGCCGAUAUCAUCCUGCUGGGGCUCACUUCCUGUUUGGACGGCGGUUUCUGCGCGAUGGCGCCGCCUUAGGAUUGGGAUGGCAACCCCCACCCCCUACCCCCCCACCCCCUACCCCCACCUCCACCCCAGACUGCCUUUGUGAGCUUUUUUGGGUCUUUUUGCCGCCUAGGAUGGCGAUAGCUUCCACUUGUGUCCAGCGUGCCUGUCAGACAGUCGUCAGGGUUAAAUGCCUUUGGGAGAAAAAGUGAGGAUGUCAGCGACUUUUGUUUAUUUUUCUGCUGUAAACUCUUCGUAGUUACAUUUUUCGCUACUGGCGUCAGUGGCGCCGUGGCGUGGGUGGAUGGUCCGUGGCGACACGUGUGUGUGACGUUCAAGUCUUAACGCCGAGAGGACUUUCUCAAGAAUCAUUUUCUUUUCUUUGCAGCAGAUUUGUGUUGAUGAGCGUGUGUGUGUGUGUGUGUGUGUGUGUGUGUGUGUGUGUGUGUGAGAUUAUGAAAUGUGUCAAUCUUGAGAUUAUUUUGUAAAAAUAGGACAAGAAAAAAAGAUCUUUUGUCGCAUUGAUGACGGUGAUGAUGACAUUUUUUUUCUUUCCUCAUUUGUCGGCACCUUGACCUCGUUGGACUUUUUCCUUGUGGAUGAAAAUAUGCCUGAAGAGGAAAUGAUGAAUAAAGACAUU